This is a messenger RNA of Gloeophyllum trabeum ATCC 11539, 782 nucleotides long. RefSeq lists its product as uncharacterized. The record is from RefSeq and is a predicted model, not a curated record. NCBI's taxonomy places the organism in Eukaryota, Fungi, Basidiomycota, Agaricomycetes, Gloeophyllales, Gloeophyllaceae. The transcript has 5 exons. The coding region runs from base 1 to 522 and encodes 173 amino acids.
AUGCUGUCUCUCGCAGCUCGUCGAGCAAGCAGCUCUCACUUUCCCUUACGACGCUGGGCGGGUCAAACGAUAUCUACCAGUCAUGUCGUAAAAAAUGAGACCGCCGCGACUUCAACCAACCUGGGGCCUGUUGCUGCACCCAAGAAGCCAAUUGGCGGGUUCCGAGGCGGUAUCAUAGGCUUCCUUUUCGGAUUCUCUCUCGCGGCAUCCCUUGCCGCUUAUAAUCUGCUGGAUGAGUAUCGACAGGCUUCCGCUGCUUUGCAGGCAAGUGUUGCCGAGCUACAGCUCAGCACUGAGAAGGUGUCAGCCCACGUAAGAAGGAUUGAGGCGGUCGAGAAAGAUCUGAAAGCUCUGUCCCAAACAUCAGCGAGCAAAGAGGAGGUUUCUAAGCUGCGGACGGAGAUGAAGAAGAUAUACGAUGGUCUCCAUGUUGAAUUCCUUGACUUGCGGUCGCAUGUGUGGGGCAUACAGCAAGAUGUGCAUGCACUAUCGAAGAAAGAAUCUACCUCCGUUCGCAUCUGAUAGAGCGUGUAUCAUUAGUGCUUCGCCUUGCGCUGGAAACUCUAGAGGUGUGGGCUCUUCCACUUGCAUGCGAUAACUGGGUCGGCUGCGACUGGCGCAAGUUUGUCAUCCGCCGGAAUGCUGCACUCUGUCUGGAGGUACCUCCAACGAGCACAGUGCUUACUCGUCUGCCCUACCCAUUUUCUACGUAGGUCAGAUGUUUACAAUAGACAGUGAUGAUUGAAGCAGCGAGAUAGCAACAAUCGCCGAGGUUCCCGCCG